Messenger RNA from Exophiala oligosperma, 1145 nucleotides. RefSeq lists its product as uncharacterized. Gene Ontology annotation, biological process: aspartate family amino acid biosynthetic process; L-homoserine biosynthetic process. Bases 43 to 1116 code for a protein of 357 amino acids. Gene Ontology annotation, molecular function: homoserine dehydrogenase activity; aspartate kinase activity; NADP binding. The transcript has a single exon. Lineage: Eukaryota; Fungi; Ascomycota; Eurotiomycetes; Chaetothyriales; Herpotrichiellaceae. The record is from RefSeq and is a predicted model, not a curated record.
UGAUUGUCUGCGCACUCCUGGCUGUCUUCGUAUUCAGUAACCAUGUCGAACCUCUACCUCGCUGUUAUUGGUGUUGGCGGCGUUGGUACAGCUUUUCUCUCUCAACUAGCCAGCCUUGCGCCAUCGAUGCGUCCUACGCUGAUCUUCAUUUCACGUUCUUCAAAACAACUAUACACCAAUGACUACAAGCCUAUUUCUCCCUCAAACCUUCAGACCUCCCCUUCUAAGCUCUUGUCCCUCCCGGAGCUCACGACGUAUCUUGCGGCCGCCCCAGGGAAGAGCAUACUCGUCGACAACACGUCCAACCAGGACGUCGCAGCGGCGUAUCCCAGUUUUCUACGCAAGGGUAUCAGCGUGGUCACACCGAACAAGAAGGCGUUCAGUUCUAGCUUGAGCCUGUGGAAUGAUAUCUUCGAUGCCGUCGAUAAGAGCAAUGGUAAAGCAAUGGUCUACCAUGAGAGCUCCGUGGGCGCUGGAUUGCCUGUGAUUUCGACGCUGAAGGAUCUCGUUGCGACCGGAGAUCAAGUUACCAAGAUCGAGGGUGUGUUCAGUGGGACUAUGAGUUUCCUUUUCAACAGCUUUGCACCGGUGGAUGGCAGUGGAAAGGGUAAAUGGUCCGAGAUUGUGUCGCAGGCCAAAGACGCUGGAUACACCGAGCCUGACCCGCGUGAUGAUCUCAACGGAAUGGAUGUUGCGAGAAAGCUGACGAUCCUCGCGAGAUUGGCGGGGUUAAAAGUGCAAGGCCCGGAGAGCUUUUCUGUGCAGAGUCUGAUUCCGAAAGAGCUCGAGACCGUGGGGAGUAGCGAAGAGUUCAUGCAGAGGCUGCCAGAGUUUGAUGGCGACAUGGAAGCCUACAAGGACAACGCUGCGAAGCAAGGAAAGGUAGUCAGGUACGUCGGCAGUAUCGACGUGGCAAAGGGGGAGGUCAAAGUCGGUCUCCAAAUGGUGGAUCGGGGUACGCCGAUUGCAAGUCUCAUGGGUAGCGACAAUCUGAUUUGCUUCUACACGAAGCGAUAUCCAUGUCCCUUAGUGAUCCAGGGUGCUGGUGCUGGUGGCGAGGUCACUGCAAUGGGUGUCACGGGGGAUCUGAUCAAGGUCGUUGAGAGAUUGAGAUAGAAAUGAGGAUGAACCGUGAUGAAGAUAGG